UGUAUCGGCAAUUGAGAGAAAGUGCAAAAUUAACAAUAUGUAAAUGCUGUAUUAAUAUUUUGGCAACAAGCUCGAAUUCCGACAAAAGAUGUAGCUAGGUGUGUCGAUAAAUUAAAAUCUCUGUACAAAUUAUAUCAGAAGAUUCAAAAAACCGUACUAAAUGAGAGAUCUGAUGCUCAGAAAAAAAUUGUUGAAGACUUUUCUGCAGAAUUGAGUAAUUUGUUUGACAUUGCUCAUAGAGAUGCUUUACAAAACAUGCGUAUUAGCGAAGACAAGGAAUUUUUGAUUCUACAAAGGCAAAAAGGUCGUCCUGGUAGCAUGGCCGCAUUGAAAAAGAAAUGUCUAGAAAAAGGAAACAUCAACAAAUGCCGGAAGUGAAUCUCGAACUCAAAGACGAUUUUGGUAUGGACUAUGAAGAAGAUAUUGGUGUCAGUGAGCCUGAAGUAGCGGAAACCAAUGUGAAAAAAAAUACAAAACAAACUGCUUCAACUUGUAUUAACAGGGGAAGAAAACAUUUUAUCACACCGCGAUUGCUUUCAGCACUUGAUAGCGCUAAAGUAAGCGAUGGAAAGGCGAUGCACAUUCUGAUGGCGACUGCAGAAGCAUUGGGCCAUUGCACUAGCGACUUGGUAGUCAAUCGUUCUACUCUCCAUAGACUGAGGGAAGAGCUUUGCAGAAAAGAAACACAGAGGAUUCAACAGAGUUUUAUUGACAAACUAAGUGAUACACAAGCAAUGGUCGUCCACUGGGAUGGUAAAGUAUUGCCGGAUCUAAUUGGAAAAAUAAAAGUUGAGCGAAUUGCAGUGCUUGUUAGUUAUAAUGGCGAAUCCAAAUUUCUAGGCGCUCCAAAACUUAUAUCUGCCACUGGUGAAAAUAUAGCUACAGCCGUUUUUGAUACACUUAGUAAAUGGAAUAUUUUAGAUCGCGUAGAAGGCAUGUCUUUUGACACCACGUCCACUAAUACUGGUCCAAUGAAUGGAGCAUGCGCUCAAUUGCAACGCAUGUUAGGAAGAAAUUUGUUGACUUUACCGUGCCGUCACCACAUUCUAGAAAUAUACUUGCGUAGUGUAUUCGACCUGCAUUUCAAAGAGACUCAAGCACCAGAAGUCUCAAUUUUCGAGAGAUUUGCCAAAGCCUGGCCAAAUAUUGACACUUCAUCAUUUAAGAGUGGGCUCGACUGUGAAGAUAUAAAAUCUCAUAUAAGUGAUGGCAUCUGCAAUGACAUCAAACAAUUUUGUCAUUCACAAUUACAAAAAACUUUUGUUCGUGCUGACUACGAAGAAUUUUUACGUCUAAUACCUACAUUUCUUGGUGACAAUGGUGGUAAAUUUAAAAGUUACAAGUCAUGCACGUUGGAUGUCAAAGGGAAUCUAUUCCUUGAAAAUAUUUCUUUUUCGUGAUCAAUUUCACUUGAGUAAAGCUGAAUUAAAAGGUUUAAGUCACAUUUGCGUUUUUUUAGUGCGUUUAUAUAUAAAAGCUUGAUACAAAUGCUCUAAUGCAAUUACCUCUCCCCCGCAUGAUUUAAACUUUGUAAAAGAAUGUAUUAAUUAUGAAAAAGUGAACCCAAGUAUUUCUUCGGAAUUGCUGAGAAAAAUGUAACAACACAUGUGGUAUUUGUCAGAGGAAAACGUCGCAAUGGCUUUCUUUGAUUUCAAUGUUUCUCUAGGUGUUAAGAAAAAAAUGGUAAAAAAUUUAAAAUCAGAAGAGCCAACUAAUAAACUACAAAACAAUCGCAAAAUAAAAAAAUUAAGUGACUUAGGCAAUUCGAUUUAAGCGAAUUUGUAUCCAAAAGAACUUUAACAUUUUUUAUGAAGUACAAGUUGUCAACCAACUUUUUGUAUUUGGAUCAAGAGUCUUGGGAAACAAACGAGGAAUUUCAAAAUGGUCGCGCAAUAUGCCACAAAUUGCUUGUUACUAAUGAUACAGCGGAAAGAGGUAUUAAAUUUAUAAAGGAUUUCAAUACUAUUCUUACAAAUAAAGAAGAAGAAAAACA
Messenger RNA from Bactrocera tryoni, 1993 nucleotides. RefSeq lists its product as uncharacterized. NCBI's taxonomy places the organism in Eukaryota, Metazoa, Arthropoda, Insecta, Diptera, Tephritidae. The transcript has 3 exons. The record is from RefSeq and is a predicted model, not a curated record. The coding region runs from base 339 to 1400 and encodes 353 amino acids.